AUAUCGGAAUGAAAUCUGCAGUACUGGCAGCACUGCCAGUUUAUAUCGGAACACGCCGUUAGUGUAAUUUAGUGAUAGACAGUGAUGGAGUCAUAAAUAGCGAAGAGCACCAGAUUGAUAUAGUAUUUCAGUUUUGAAAUUUCUUUACUAAUACAAAAGAAUAUCGAUUAAGCAAAAUGGCUGAUUCCGAAGAUGAUAACGAUAAGGAUAUGGACGCUGGGAUCAAUAUGACUGGUUUUCUGUUUGGCAAUAUCGAUGAUAAUGGUCAGCUGGAGGAUGAUAUCUUGGAUCCUGAAGCUAAACAACAUUUGGCUUCGCUGAGUCGUCUAGGAUUAAGUUCCUUACUCCAGGAAAUGAUUUCUAGUGAAACCAAAAAUUAUGAGAAAGAAGGUGAAACUGUAAAAGAUGAGAAUGAUCAAAUUAAGAGCGAGCCUCAGGAUAAGGAUGAUGUGGAUUAUUUAGCAAAAUCACCUACUGCUCUUGAUUUUUCUGACAUAAAUGAGUUGGCAGAGGACACCGCUGAGGAGAUUAAUGACACAUUAUCAAAGAAAGCUGAUAAGGAAAGUACAGGGUAUGAUGCCGACGACGAGGAGGUUAUAAAUAAAUCAGAUACACAGCUAAUGCCUCCACCACCUAUUCCUGAUGAAAAAGAAAUUCUUACUCCAGAAGAAGCUGAAGCUGCCAGGCAACGAAAAUUAGAAACACCUUUGGCUUCUAUGCUACCAUCAAAAUACGCGAACAUUGACGUGACAGAACUGUUUCCUGAUUUUCGUGCGAACAAGGUCCUCAGAUUUUCCAGAUUAUUCGGUCCUGGGAAACCUAGCAGUUUACCACAGAUCUGGAGAGGAGUUCGCAAACGACGAAAGAAAAAACGGCAUCAUGAUGUAAAGGAUUCUGAUUCUGGUUCGGAUCAUGAUGAAAGAAAGUCGAAAUUCAAAGGAUGGGUUAUGCAGUACGCUCCGGAUCCGACGCCAGAUCAGUGUCGUACCGAUGACGAGGAGAAGCUGUUGCUCCCUGUGGAAGAUAAAGAGCAGACUGGAAAGACUGGAGAAUCCGGUGAGAAUGGUGAUAUGGGUCCAAAAGUUGCCGAUUGGCGUUUUGGACCUGCACAGAUUUGGUAUGACAUGUUAGAAGUGCCAGAAACUGGUGAUGGUUUCAAUUAUGGCUUUAAAUUAAUCGAGAAAACUGAGGAAGAUGAAAAGCAGAAAGCUGAUGAAGAGUUCUCCGAUGAUGCUUUCCUCAUGGUGUCACAAUUGCACUGGGAGGAUGAUGUUGUCUGGAAUGGAGACGACAUAAAACACAAGGUUAUGCAGAAACUGAACAGUAAGAAUAACGCUGCAGGCUGGGUUCCCUCGAGUGGUAAUCGUACUGCACAGGCUUUCAGUCAACCUGGAAAAGGAAAUCCUCUUCCUGUAGCUCCGAAUGUUCGUUUAGCUACUUCACAAAUUGCUACUCCAUUGCACAUGCAAUCUCAGAAGAAUAAACUGGCUGUACCAAAAGGAAGUCAGCAACAGCAACGUGAGGAAAAUUAUGACGAUACUUGGUACUCGAUAUUUCCAGUGGAGAACGAGGAACUUGUUUAUGGUCUCUGGGAAGAGGAAGUUAUUUGGGAUGCGGAGAAUAUGAAGAAAAUACCCAAACCAAAGAUACUCACCUUGGACCCAAAUGAUGAAAAUAUCGUUCUGGGAAUUCCUGAUGAUAUUGACCCAGCACUCUUGCACAAGGAAAAUGGGCGUCAACCGAAAGUGAAGAUACCACAUCCUCACGUGAAGAAAAGUAAGCUUCUCUUGGGAAAGGCAGGCGUGAUAAACGUUCUGGAGGAGGAUACACCGCCACCGCCACCAAAAUCACCUGAUCGAGAUCCUUUUAAUAUUUCUAAUGACUCGUACUACAUGCCAAGAUCGUCGGAAACCACCUUGAGGCUCAAAGUAGGCGGUGGAAAUUUGAUUCAACACAGUACUCCGGUUGUGGAGCUGCGAGCGCCAUUUGUACAAACCCAUAUGGGUCCUAUGCGACUACGGAACUUCCAUAGGCCACCCUUAAGAAGAUUUAGUCAUGGCCCACUAGCAAAUCCUGGACUGCACAGUUUUCUACCACUGUUGAAACACAUAAAGAAAAAAUCCAAGCAGCGAGAACAAGAGAGAAUCGCAUCAGGAGGUGGAGACGUCUUUUUUAUGAGAACUGCUGAGGAUCUAACGGGACGCGAUGGCGAGAUUGUCCUCGUCGAGUUCUCUGAGGAACAUCCACCGUUGAUGAAUCAAGUGGGUAUGUGUUCGAAGGUGAAAAAUUAUUAUAAAAGAAAAGCGGGCAAGGAUCAGGGGCCUCAGAAGUAUAAGUAUGGAGAGACAGCGUAUGCUCACACAAGUCCCUUCUUGGGAAUACUGACACCUGGACAGAGUAUACAGGCCGUCGAGAAUAAUAUGUACCGUGCACCUAUAUAUGAGCAUAAGAUUCCUGAAACAGAUUUUUUGGUGAUAAGGACACGACAGCAGUAUUACAUCAGAGAGGUCGACGCCCUGUUCGUCGCUGGUCAGGAAUGUCCACUUUACGAAGUACCUGGACCGAAUUCCAAGAGGGCCAAUAAUUUCGUGAGAGACUUCCUUCAGGUUUUUAUAUAUCGUUUGUUCUGGAAGUCUCGUGACACCCCACGAAGAAUAAAGAUGGAUGAUAUCAAGAAGGCCUUUCCCUCUCAUAGUGAAAGCAGUAUAAGAAAACGUUUGAAACUAUGUGCGGAUUUCAAAAGAACAGGAAUGGAUUCUAAUUGGUGGGUAAUAAAACCGGAUUUUCGGCUCCCCACUGAAGAAGAGAUAAGAGCUAUGGUGUCUCCGGAACAGUGUUGUGCCUACUUCAGUAUGAUAGCAGCUGAACAGAGAUUGAAAGAUGCUGGCUAUGGUGAGAAAUUCCUCUUUACACCGCAAGAUGACGAUGAUGAGGAGAUGCAAUUGAAAAUGGACGAUGAGGUCAAAGUCGCUCCAUGGAAUACAACGAGAGCUUACAUACAAGCUAUGAGAGGAAAGUGUCUAUUACAAUUGGCUGGUCCCGCUGAUCCAACGGGUUGCGGUGAAGGAUUUUCUUAUGUGAGAGUUCCAAAUAAACCAACCAUCAGCAAGGAAGAACAAGAAGCCCAACCAAAGAGAACAGUAACUGGAACGGAUGCUGACUUGAGGCGACUUUCAUUGAACAACGCUAAAGCAUUGCUCAGAAAGUUUGGUGUUCCUGAGGAGGAAAUCAAGAAGCUAUCACGUUGGGAAGUAAUUGACGUAGUGAGAACCCUAUCCACGGAGAAAGCCAAGGCUGGCGAAGAAGGAAUGACAAAAUUCUCGAGAGGAAAUCGAUUUUCUAUCGCAGAACAUCAAGAAAGGUACAAGGAGGAAUGCCAAAGAAUUUUUGACUUGCAGAACCGUGUUUUGUCCUCUAACGAAGUUCUAAGUACGGACGAGGGUGAGAGUUCUGAGGAAGACAGUUCCGAUAUUGAGGAAAUGGGUAAGAACAUAGAAAAUAUGUUAUCGAACAAGAAAACCAGUACUCAGCUAUCGAUGGAGCGCGAGGAGCAGCAGAGACAGGAGCUGAGAAAGAUGUUAAUGGGCGAAGUACAGGAACAGGAUAAGAAAAGUAAAGAGAAGAAGAAGGAUGAGGAGGACGAGAGUCCUGUGAAUAGUUUCAAUGCACAACAAGGACGUGUCUUGAAGAUUUACAGGACCUUUAGGAAUCCUGAGGGCAAGGAAUACACUAGAGUGGAAUUGGUCCGAAAGCCAGCUGUAAUAGACACUUAUAUAAAAAUCCGUAAUUCCAAGGAUGAGACGUUUAUAAAGCAAUUCGCAACCCUGGAUGAAGCCCAGAAGGAGGAGAUGAAGAGAGAGAAACGUAGAAUUCAGGAACAGCUUCGUAGGAUCAAGAGGAAUCAGGAACGUGAGAGGAUGCUAGGUGGACCAUCUAGUAACUUCUCUUCCAACAAUAUGUUUGAUCGCAGCACCAAUAAUACACCUACAACGCAAUCCUCUGCCAGUAUCCUUCCUUUCUGUAACUUUCCUUCUUCUUCUUUAUCCUCAAAGCAUUCGAAACCAGAUAUCUCUCCUUCUAAACGUAAAAAACCUAAACUCAAACCAGAUCUCAAGCUGAAGUGUGGCGCAUGUGGUAACGUGGGUCAUAUGAGAACAAACAAAGCGUGUCCAUUGUAUCAGAGCAGUAUGAUAACUGCCCCUGUCAAUGUAGCCAUGACUGAGGAACAAGAAGAAGAAAUUGAAAGGCAAUUAAACACUGACGACCAGGACCUAGUGAACGUUGACGGAACGAAAGUCAAGCUGUCCUCGAAGCUUAUAAAGCAUGCCGAGGAGAUGAAGAGAAGAACUUUGUUACUGAAAGUACCAAAAGAGGCUGUUAAUUCAAAGAAACGUAGAAGAGCCACUGGCGAUGAUCAUUGUGAUUAUUUAAAAAGACAACAGAGACCAGCGAAUAGAAGAAGGACAGAUCCUGUCGUUGUUAUGUCUACUAUACUGGAAAGUAUUCUUAACGAAAUGAGAGAUCUUCCAGAUGUACAACCAUUCUUAUUUCCAGUCAAUGCUAAGGCUGUACCUGACUAUUACAAAAUCGUGUCAAGACCUAUGGACUUACAAACCAUUCGUGAGAAUUUGCGGCAGAAGAAAUAUCAGAGUAGAGAAGAAUUCCUGGCUGAUGUUAAUCAGAUCGUCGAGAAUUCAAAUCUUUACAACGGUCCAAAGAGUUCAUUAACAGUCGCUGCGAAAAGGAUGCUGGAUACCUGUGUAAAUAGACUUGGCGAAAAAGAGGAUCGUUUAAUGAGAUUGGAAAAGGCGAUCAAUCCUCUUCUGGAUGACAAUGAUCAAGUCGCCCUUACCUUCAUCCUCGAAAAUGUUGUUAACAAUAAAUUGAAGGCUAUGCCAGAAGCCUGGCCAUUCUCGAAGCCGGUGAGCAAAAAACUCGUCAAAGAUUAUUACAACGUGAUCAAAAGACCUAUGGAUCUGGAUACAAUAUCUAAAAAGGUUGCCGCACAUAAAUAUCACAGUCGACAUGAUUUCAUGAGGGACAUAGAGCAAAUUUUAGAAAAUUGUACAGUGUACAAUGGAAAGGAAUCGCCGUUUACCAAGAAAGCAGAGACUGUUAUAAAAGUCUGCAAAGAAUUGCUCGAUGAGUAUGACGAUCAUCUAACGCAACUGGAGAGUAAUAUUUCUCUUGUUCAACAACGAGCAAUGGAACAAGCGGAUAUUGAUUCAUCUUGGCUUGGACCUGAUGAAGAGAAUUAUACCAUAGCGGAGCCAGAAUUUCGUGGGAGCCAAACCAGCUCACCGGACAAUCCCUUUGGCAAGUCGAAUAUGGAUGAUUUCGAUUUUGUCGAUGUUGAGGGCGAUCCUGAUGGAGAAAUAGGCAGGAAUACACAUGGAAAGAAGAAGGAUGUCCUUGAAGAAGAUCUGCAAUUCUCCAGCGAGGAUGAGUUCGACGAAGUUCCCUUUGGUGGUGAUGAACAAGUAGAACAAACAGAUAUGGAGGCACUGGAGGUGGGUGAGAUGCGCGAAUCUGGUGAAGUUCCCGCCGAUGAUGACAGUCAACAAGCUGCUGAGGCGAUGGUUCAAUUGGGAAAUGUAGGUUUCUAUACUGGGGAACAGCAGCUACUUCAGCAAGAUGAAAGUAUGGAUGUUGAUCCAAAUUAUGAUCCUUCGGAUUUCCUUUUGGCUGGACUUCCGGCAAGGAAUGAUAAGGGCGUUGAUAAAAUUCAAGACGACUUGGCUGUGUCAGAAAGUGAGGAUGAAGCCGAGAAUAAUUCUCAACAAAAGCAAGAUAUUCAGCAGACACUACCGCAAGAAGAAGACGUCGGUGGUGAUUUGUGGUUUUAAUUGGACUCUGUGUAACAUAAGUCAAACUGUACAUACAAUAUUAAAAAUAAUAUUAGGGCAUCAAACAAGAAUAUUACGUGUAUGCGUCAAAGGUAGAUUGCAUCAUCGGGAAGAUUACUACAUUGUUUCUUCUCUUUUAUAAUAAAUGUAUAGAAAAUU
Cephus cinctus (wheat stem sawfly) is the source of this 6005-nucleotide messenger RNA. RefSeq names its product transcription initiation factor TFIID subunit 1 (gene Taf1). The coding region runs from base 177 to 5846 and encodes 1889 amino acids. The transcript has 12 exons. Gene Ontology annotation, biological process: DNA-templated transcription initiation; RNA polymerase II preinitiation complex assembly; transcription by RNA polymerase II. Gene Ontology annotation, molecular function: DNA binding; histone acetyltransferase activity; RNA polymerase II general transcription initiation factor activity. NCBI's taxonomy places the organism in Eukaryota, Metazoa, Arthropoda, Insecta, Hymenoptera, Cephidae. The record is from RefSeq and is a predicted model, not a curated record. Gene Ontology annotation, cellular component: transcription factor TFIID complex.